Messenger RNA from Filobasidium floriforme, 2384 nucleotides. RefSeq lists its product as uncharacterized. The transcript is spliced from 7 exons. Gene Ontology annotation, cellular component: nucleus. Gene Ontology annotation, molecular function: RNA polymerase II cis-regulatory region sequence-specific DNA binding; DNA-binding transcription activator activity, RNA polymerase II-specific. NCBI's taxonomy places the organism in Eukaryota, Fungi, Basidiomycota, Tremellomycetes, Filobasidiales, Filobasidiaceae. The record is from RefSeq and is a predicted model, not a curated record. Gene Ontology annotation, biological process: regulation of transcription by RNA polymerase II. Bases 107 to 2161 code for a protein of 684 amino acids.
CUACCACAACCGGCAGAAUCACGUCCCCUGUUCCCGAUUCAGGGUACCACGAUCGACCCUGCUACCGCGUUCACGGUGCAAGGGUACCUCUCAGCAGCCAACCGGUAUGCCUUUGGAGAACGCAAGCUGGUCAUCCAUUCGCCUAGAGUUGCACAAAAGAGUUAUGGGACCGAGAAGAGUCAGAUUCAUCUGUCCUCCUCCUGUAGCGGUUUUGCACGGCCGGACGUGGUGGACCAAGAAGAGCAAUACCCUGCAAUCUGCACCGGUGAUCAAUAUAUCGAUUACCGACGAGGCUCGCGCUCCCGAUGUCCGGUCGAGCUGGCAUACGACCAGCAACCGGUACUUGGAAGAGCCUAUCGACUUUGGAUUUCCUAACGGUGAAGCUGCAUUCAUCGGCAAGGCUUGUGGGAAAGCUUUGCAUAUCUCGGAUACACCCGCUCGAAAGGCAAAGGCUUCGGUACAGGCCAUGAUUACCAUCAUGUCUGCCGCGGGAGAGUCGUCGGGUUCGACCGGACCGAGACCAGUGAUAGGCACGUUUGAGAGUAAACCGAUCACAAUCGUCAGCAAGCCGAGCAAGAAACGGCAGAACACCAAGAACAGCGAACUCUUUUUGCAACACGGAACGCCCGUAUCAUUGUACAACCGCAUUCGAUCACAGACGAGUUCGACCAAGUUCCUCUCGGUGGCGACCGAUAUCACACGGCAUCUGGGCUCGGACGGCAAGGCGAUUCCGACCCAUUCCGGCAUGAAGAGGACGGAUCCUGCGUUUGUAGCUGAUCAGGCAUCUUGGGAUCCCCUGCUUAUAUGGCUAGUCGAUCCUCAAGCGCAUGAUCGACCGCCAGUGCCGGUUUCUGGAAGAGAAGCUUGGGAUGGGUAUCCCCCUCCUGCCGAUGUCAUCAAGCCGCCAGACAACGUUCCGGUACCCGUCAUCUGCUACAACAACACCAUCCGAUUACAGUGUCCUGCUACUGGAUUGACAUCGCCGAUGCUGGUUGUUCGAAGAGUAGACAAUGGAACCACGGCGUAUGGAGGUGAAGCGGUUAGGAGAGACGGAUAUCAGGGCAAAUGUGCACCGGGGGAACUGCCGGGAGAACCUGUCAGCCAGCUGCACAAGAUUGCCCUCGAACUGUACGCGCUACCGAAUAUCCCUAAUCUGCCAGUGUACGGGCAAGACUUUAGGUACUCGGGACAAUGGAUGACAGCAGAAAAGGACCGCAUUGAGUACCGACUCGGCAAGACUGCUCGAACGAUGGCACCCGAGAACGCUCCUCCGACACCCAGAUCUCGACCGGGAAGCGCAUCGAGUUUACCUUCGUCGCCGAACAUCCACCUGACGGGCCUGAAACCGUUGACGUCACGUGCGACUGGACCUGUCACUCCCACUACAAUGACCACGACCCUGCCCAACACCUUUGGUUCGAACGGUCAAGAAUUUCUUGGUGGAGGCUUGGCGCGGCAACCAUCCAUGACCCAAGGCUUUGGGAGUGCUGGAACACCCUAUGGCGUUUCCGAGAGUCCUUCGAGAGAGAACAGAGCCGAGACGAGCGGACCGGGACCCACUCGCCGAAGACGGACAAGCAGCAACGCAAGCGUCUCGAGCAGAAAUACCUUGGGGCUUUCUUCAAGCAUGAAGAGCAGUACGAUGAGUCCGCCUGCUCCCCCAAAACCGAUGAGGACCAUAUCUGGGGAAGCGUCACCGUCAUCAGAGGCCACGCGAUGGUUCGUGGAAUUGGCUGAAACAGCUACUUGGACCAUUGUCGGCGCAGAGACAAAGGCUUACACGUUCUGGGUCAACCCCGAUUUGCAAAUCGAGUCGCCUGUGACGCCAAUGCCGUCUGCGGAGCAGUGUGCGCAACCGGGCCAGACUAUCGAUACCGGUAGACGUCACAUGGUCACCACUUCCUCCAUGUCAACGUUACCCCAAGCAACACUCUAUGGUGGCGGAUUUACGAAAGACCAUGAGGGUAACCCCACUUAUACCGUUUGGUGGGGAACCGAACCUGCCGAAGAAAACGAGUUCAAAUGCCCCGAGGUCAUGUGCGCCUCCGUUCCGAGGACCCCGCCUGCACGCUCAGGGCGACCAAACAACCGACUUCCGAUCUGUUUGGUACGGCAGGACGGCAUGGUCGCGGUCCCUACUGGCUUGACUUGGACAAGAUAGACAUCGUGUCUCGUCGAGUGCUGCCACGACUUGUGUAGCAUCCCGGUCGUCAAACCGAUAGAGGCGAUCGCGAGGCUGUCAUUUCGAUCGUGCUUUUGUGUCAGGUCCGCCGGCGUCCUUCGUUCCUGCAAACGUACUGUAUUAUAGCUUAUAUCCUAGUGCUCGUCCAUGUGUAUUAUAGAGGAGAGACGCAUGCGAGUUGAUAUUUUGCAGAACUACCUAU